AUCAUAACAAGCACUAUAAGACGGAGAGUAAAUAUUACAAGAAUUAACAUGACUUCGUGUAUAUAGCACACACUCUCCAGUGCUGGUUGUUCUAUCAUCUCAUUAUCAACCAGAACCGACAAACGUUUAUCGAGCUCUAUACGUUUUUAACUAAUAGGGAUAUAUCUUAAAAUGGUGAGCAAGGCUGUUUCCACGUCUAGGCAGGGGUUAACACCCGGAGACGAGAUGAAUACUUCUAACAUAGACAUCUCAGAGAACAGAUCAUUCCUGGUAUCGCUACUUUGCGGUCUAUACGCAUUGUUCAUGAUUGUCAGUGGAUUUGUCAUAUGUUCUAACUCGUCAAUUACUAGGAGCAACCCUAACUCCCAUUACUAUGUUGACAUGUUCUUCAUCUACAUGUUCUCCAUGGCGAUAGUUGUGAUGACGCUCCUCUUCGUCAUUAUUCUACCAAAGAGGAAACAGUCAAACGCUAAUCGUCGCUCAAACGAUAUAGCAUUGCAAAACGGAAGUGGCCCACAUGAAUGGGAACUCGAGGGUUACCCGGAUGUAGCCCAUGCAGCCGAGGGAGCGAACUUCUACAUGCGUAUCGGGUUCACAGGGUUUUCUGUUGGGACGAUGCUCUAUGGUUGUUUUAAGAUAUCAGAAGCAUUCAAAGAUGGACGGAGUUCUUCUAUAGAUUGCAAGGGGGUCACCUUUCUCAUUUGUUCAUUUCUCCAGAUAGUCUUCACCUUCAUGCAAACAAUGUUCAUCUUUAAAAACCACACGAUUGUUGUCAACGUCCACAAAAGUUUUGUGAAAUGGUGCAUGUGGCAUCUAAUAGCCACCAACUUGUGUGUGUGGCUAUGGUACGAAAUAACAGAGAUUGAGAAUGACAUCAGAGAAGACAAAGAUGAACCUUUACUGAUAACAAUCAUCAGAAACGCGAGUGUUAGGAGUAGUGAAGGGCAGAAUGAGGAGCCACUCCAAAAUAAUGAGACUAUGGCAAGUGAGGGAAAUGUUGAGGAUAUAGGUUGCUACGCCUACGAGAUCAUCGCGGAGAAAAGUUCUGAAUAUUUGUUCCCGUGUGUUAUAGAAUUUAGCCUCUUAGGGGCGACACUCUCUUACACAGUUCUAAGUUCAGUAGGAAAACCACUCGAGCUGCCAUCCUCAAAAAAUGCCAAACCGGAAGUGAAUCGGGAUUGUCAUAAAGCGAACUCAGGAUUGUUUGGUGGCAUUCUCGUUUUCAUGGUGACAAUCGUAGCCGUGGCAGUGUUUUUCGUACUCGUGGAUAACCUUACGAUGCCAGUGGAGGCAAUGACAGUAUUUUACAUCACAGAAAUUGUACUUCUAUCCGCAACAUUUGCCGGAUGUCUCAUUAGUAUUCUGAAAUUGAAAUAUUUGAGAUUUUCUCCCGGUGAGGGUGGUAUAGAUUCAGUAUUGUUGAUGGUGUCACUUGGAGCUGUUUUCAUGUUCCAUUUAUUCAUGAUAAUCUCAUCAGCCGAACAGACCCAUGUAUUUGGAUUUAUAGGAGUUCUAUCGAUAAUUGUGUCGGUGUUUGCCAUCAUCCAGGCAGCCCUUCAAGUUGUUAUGAUUAUAGAUGGCAUGCUGCGUUCCAGUGUACACGACACACAUCUGCAAAGUAAACCAGGCAGGUCCUUGGUUACUUUCGUCAUCAUUGCAAACCUAGCUCUAUGGGCAAUUAAUACUUUUGAAGCCAAGAAAGCGGGACAUUCAGGGAUACAUGCACAAUAUUACGGAAAGGUUGUUUGGUCAAUUAUUCAGCACGUCUCUAUACCAUUGGUGAUAUUUUACAGAUUCCAUUCAACCAUCUGCCUCUCUGAUAUCUGGAUAAAUGCUUACAUUAUAAAAGAAAAUUAGACAUGGACGUUUAGAAAUCUAGAUUAUGCCAUAUACACCACCUCUAGCAAAUUGGCAUUCAGAAGGGCCUUUUCUGAUGACAAAAUUGAUGAAUUUAUUUGAAUUCUGUAUGUUUUAAUUUUUUCCUAAUAGAUAGAAUUUAAUUUGAGACUUGGUGUUUUUUG
Messenger RNA from Owenia fusiformis, 2021 nucleotides. Lineage: Eukaryota; Metazoa; Annelida; Polychaeta; Sabellida; Oweniidae. The record is from the annotation of a GenBank genome assembly.